UAUAAAAUACGAGUUGCGUGCUUAUGUGCAUGUAAUAUAUGAAUUAAUAACGUUAAAGAUUAAGUAUGGCUGAUAAUUCAGAAAAUAAUUUGUCUGACUGUAGAAAAACAUUUCAAGAUAUCGGUAUCGAAGAAAAACAUAUUGAAAGUUCUGUGUUGAAUGGUGUGAUUAAAAACGAUGAUAUAGUAACACCUUGGAAUGUUGAAACUCAAAACGAUGUCGGAAUUGAUUAUGAAAAAUUAAUAAAACGAUUUGGAAGCUCAACGAUAGAUGAUGAUUUACUUAUUAGGUUUGAAAAAGUUACUGGACACAAACCUCAUUAUUUUCUUCGUAGAGGAAUAUUUUUUUCACACAGAGACAUGCAUCUGAUAUUAAAUUUGUUUGAACAAGGCAAAUCAUUUUAUCUCUAUACUGGAAGAGGACCCAGUUCUAAUUCAAUGCACCUAGGGCAUCUUGUACCAUUUAUGUUUUGCAAAUGGUUACAAGAGAUAUUUAACGUUCCGCUAGUAAUUCAAUUAACGGAUGAUGAGAAAGCUAUUUGGAAAAAUUUGAAAAUUGAAGAUGCUAUAAGGUUGGCUUAUGAAAACGCCAAAGAUAUUAUUGCAUGUGGCUUUAAAUUAGAAAAUACAUUCAUUUUCUCAAAUUUAGAACAUAUUGGAAAUAACUCUGCAUUUUAUCAAAAUAUGAUAAGAAUACAAAAAUGUAUAACAUUUAAUCAAAUAAAAGGGAUUUUUGGAUUUGGGGACAGUGACCCUAUUGCAAAAAUUAGUUUUCCUCCGACACAAGCUGCACCUGCUUUUUCCAGUACUUUUCCUUUUAUUUUUAAGAACACAAAAGUUCCAUGUCUUAUCCCAUGUGCUAUAGAUCAAGAUCCGUAUUUCAGAAUGACAAGAGAUGUAGCACCCAAAAUCAAUCAUCCGAAACCUGCAUUAUUACAUUCUAUAUUUUUUCCCGCGUUACAAGGUUCCAAAUCAAAAAUGUCUGCUAGUGAUAAUAAUACCGCUAUAUUUCUGAAUGAUAGUCCAAAACAGAUUAAAAAUAAAAUUAAUAAACAUGCAUUUUCUGGUGGGCAAGCAACUAUUGAAGAGCAUAGACGAUUAGGAGGAAACUGUGAUAUUGAUAUAUCUUUUCAAUGGCUAAGAUUCUUUUUAGAAGAUGAUGAGAAAUUAGAACAAUUAAGAAGAGGCUACUCUAAUGGUGAAAUUCUAACAGGUGAACUAAAAAAAGAAUUAAUAGAUGUAUUACAAAAAAUAACUGUCUUACAUCAAGAAGCUAGAAGUAAAAUUACAGAUAAUGUAGUUAAAGAGUAUAUGAUGCCUCGAGAUCUUGGAUUUACAUUAAAUCAUAAAUUAUCAUAAAUUUUUAUUUAUAUACUUUGUAUACUACAGAAAU
Ceratosolen solmsi marchali is the source of this 1392-nucleotide messenger RNA. It is a transcript of the gene TrpRS, whose product is annotated as Tryptophanyl-tRNA synthetase. The record is from RefSeq and is a predicted model, not a curated record. Lineage: Eukaryota; Metazoa; Arthropoda; Insecta; Hymenoptera; Agaonidae. The transcript has 3 exons. Gene Ontology annotation, molecular function: ATP binding; tryptophan-tRNA ligase activity. The coding region runs from base 66 to 1358 and encodes 430 amino acids. Gene Ontology annotation, biological process: tryptophanyl-tRNA aminoacylation. Gene Ontology annotation, cellular component: cytoplasm.